Molecule: messenger RNA, 2552 nt
Organism: Porites evermanni
Lineage: Eukaryota; Metazoa; Cnidaria; Anthozoa; Scleractinia; Poritidae
Source: the annotation of a GenBank genome assembly
CAGGAGGUAUUCCAUGUGAACACCAAAGGAACUCUCUUGUUUCAGGACUGGAGAUAUACUUCCAUAUCAGGUCAGUACGAAACUCUUUUACAUUAGAAUUACCGGUAGUAUUGCGGUAGUAUUAGUAGUAUUAUACUAGUUCUGACAUACUACCUCUUACACUGGAACCUCUCCUUUGCGACACUUCUAUUCAAGGGACACCUCCAUUCAUUUGGUCCCAGAAAAAGGUUUACACAAUUCAGUGGUAUUUUUUACCUCUAUUGAAGGAACACCAGCUCUACUCAGGGGAAGGGGACACCUUUUCUGGACUCGAAACGUUGGUUUAACCUCCAUUCAGCCGACACCUUAGCAAUCAAAAAGAGACUGACCACAAAAAUCGUCGAUAAGUUUAAGUGCUCACUAGUCACAAUGGCAACAGCUUUCAAAACAUGCAUUAACUGAAUUAACUGAAUGUACUGCACUUGGGGUGACUUACCACACAACAUCGCCGAGAUAGGUUAAUCCAGGAGUCUAUGAUAGGCUCCUGGUUAAUCAUGAUUUUUUAUACAUUAUCUAGCUGCUUGAAAUAAUGACUGCAGCAGAUUCCCUAGCCUGCGAGAGCAGAUGUCUUUUUCCGCUCUAAAAAUGAUAUUUUAUUUGUUGGUUAAUUAUUAACAUUCCCAGCCCAAGCUCCAUUCAGGGGACACUUCCCUUGGUCCCGAGGGUGUCUUCUGAAUAGCGCGUUAGAGGUUCCACCGUAUCAAAUUUCUCGUAAGCAGAGUUAACCUAGCCUGCGAAAACAUCCGUUUCUCCUCGCUCUUCGCCGUUGGGGACGUGUCCCUCAGCGGCGAUGAGCGAGGAGAAACGUCUGCCGUUCGCAGGCUAAGUUAACCAUACUAGAAGCCUAUGGUUAGAAGCUAUACCUCUCUAAUUGAUUCUUAUUAUUUCUUGGUUUCAGCCCUUGUUGGAGUCUGUUUAGCAACUUUUUUAUUUACUGCAUUAUAUGAGGGAGUUAAAAUAUUUAGAAUAUGGCUAGAGUCCAGACCUCUGAGACUGCUGAUGCGAGACCUAACACAAUCGACACCUACAAAUGAAGAUGACGAUACUCAAAGUGCAUUCAACUCCAAGGGGAGUCUGCAGCAACGUAUAAUUAGAUUUCCCAGACAGAGGUAAAUCCGGCUGAAAAGUGUGCAUUUGGCGCCUAUGAAAAUAUAGCCUGGUACCAGGCUCGGUAGUGGGAGGAAAGGCACCCAAAAAAGGGUGGGACAGCGAAGCGAACCUAGUGGUGGGAUGAAGAGGGAAAAAGGUCGCCACCCUUUCCCCUCCCCAGACUACCGCUUGGCACGCUUAGCUCGCCAAAUUUUUGUUUGUUCGGCCCAAUUUUUUUCUGCUUUUCCCCACUACGCAGCCUGGCCUCAGACAAAUUAUAAAAACGUUAUUUAGCUAAACGUUAAACAUGGGCGAGUUAAACCUGGGAGUUUCAGGCGAGAUGGAAAACCUUCGUUACAGUUUUAUCCUCUUGUCUCUGUUUUGCCGGCUGUAAAUGACUGAAAUAAUGCUUGCGCACCAAACUCGGCACUGGCUUGUGAGUGAAUAAGUGAAUCACGAGAAGAUCAACCUCGUUUCCAGGGAUUUUCCUCGAAAAUUAAGAGGCUUAAAUGUGAUCAGAGUCAUGUGCCGUUGGGUUGCUAAUCCUGAGAGGAGGGGAAGUCAAUGAAUAUUUCCGUCAGCUUUAAAUUUGGAAAAGGAGAUGAUUACUGAAAUGUAAACUUACGCGAGGUAAAUAUGGGGAAUGUGUGCUAGUCUUUGGCUUUGACAAAUGUGGAGUCGUUCGCGUCGCUUGUCAGUUGCGCAGAUGGUUUGUUUGCGCUUCUCUCGGGGCGUAAACAAACUAACUACGCGAUCGACAAGCGAGUCGAACGACUUCGUAAAUGCUAACAGCCCAGCCAUGCCGGAAAAGAAGCCUCUGUACUCUGGGGAGCAGCAAGCAACCUCCACACUAGACCCAUGUCACUCUGUUUUCACGGGGCGGUUGAUUUUUAGAAGACACAUUUUAGAACACUUUUUUGCCAGGAAAAUGGAAGCUCCGUUCCGUCUGUGAGCGCAUUGGUAGAAAGGAAAACUAAAGAUCUAAGUCAUGAUCAUCAGGGAAGGUAAUUUUAAAAAAAAAUACCAUUUUUAGAUCUGCAGGUUUCUCUGACUCGUUCUAAGAAACUGGUCUGUGAAAUCGACGUGACACGAGUAAAAGUUGAAAGUUCCUAACUCUGGGUUAUGAGCUCCAGGUUGUAAUCAACUCUGUUUAUACUUGUUUCAGCGGAAAGUGGAGAAGUGACAUUCACCUGUUACAGACGUUUUUACAUGUGCUGCAGGUGUUUGUUGGAUACGUACUGAUGCUCAUAGUGAUGACGUAUAACACGUGGCUUGGCGUCGCAGUGAUCGCUGGGGCAGGAACUGGAUACAUGGUUUUUUCAGCGAUUUUCCCAGAUAAUUUGCGAUUCCAAAGAAGAAUCGAAAAAGGUUUCCAAUUAGGGGAAAUUUCAUCUGAAAAUGACUCUAGGUUAAUUGAUAAUUAA